AUGCAUAACGAGGAGCAGCACAGCACACUGGAGCGGGCAUACUCGGAGUCUUCUCAACCAGAUUUGGAAUUCAAUCAACCAGCGCUGGAAGUCAACACAAAAGUACAUAACUUCGCUUCAGAAACCCAACUACCAUUCCAAAAUACCCACGAACUCCCCUGCCGUCCUUCAAGCCCCGACAAACUGAGAGCGAGGACAGUAUACGGAUCCAAGAAGAGAAGGUUUGCUAUCAUAGCGGCUAUCCUGGCUUUUGUACUUGCUGGUGGAGUUGGUGGAGUUCUCGGGGGAACGAUUGGAAGAAGAAAACGUCCAAAGCCGGCAGAAAAAGAGCCAGAGCAAAAUCAAACAGUGUCCGCACUGUUGGAGAACUCGAAAUUGGCGUCAGUCAACUGGACUGACAGUAAUAAUUUUAUACACCAUGGUCUACUGUACCAGAAUAGAACAAACGAGAUUUUAUGCUCUGUCUGGGACUCGCAGAAUACGACAUGGACCACAUCUCCAGUUUCUGUGGACGCCAAACGAGUCGAAUCUGGAACCUCAAUCGCUGCAGUCGCCGGCUAUGUCAAUGACCUUCCUGCUCCGGACUCUACUGCAAGUGCCAAAGUUUUCCAAAUCUCGAUCUACUUCUACUCAACCGAAAACAACAUAAUGGAAUUUUACACAAGAGACAUGCAGGCUCGCACUUGGGAACUAGGGCUGUUGACAAACAGACAAAUCAAUGGCUACCCCAAAUCUCAGCUAGCUGCGACUCGACACCAAUGUGGCUCUGUUUGGUGCAAUAAUGGUACUGUUCUUAUGUUUCAAGAUGCGAAACAGAAGCUCAAAGCCAUCAGUUACAAUCGAACUGUAAUAGACUCUCCACAGGGCCCAUCGGUGAAAGGCUGGGAUGUUCAAGCGAGCGAAUUGGAUACUCCAGUGGAAUCCAAGACCCCCUUGGCGUUGAUACCUCUUGCGAACCCAACUACUUCAAAAGUAGCAAGUUUGCUGAAGGCUUAUGGAGUAAGCAAUAAAAUUACACAAGAGUUUGCGUCGACUCGGGGGAGCUGGGUUCCUGGUAUGUGAAGAAGCAUAAUUACAUGUUUGAAGUUUUGCUAAGGGCAUGUCAAUUUAGCUACAACCUUCGAGGACGAUCGUCAAGAAACCUCACAACUCUCCGCAAUUCCUCUCAACACUGCUGGCGGUGGUUUAUCAGACAUUUAUCUAACUAAACUAUACCCGAAUGGAAAGAUAGCUAGCAUAUGGUGCAAUGAUCAACGAUGGAGUGGACUUGCUGCCCCGACACUAAAUAAAGCUCCUAAUGGCACAAACUUUACUGCGAUUUCUAUGAGCUACGAUCGACGGGCCUAUGGCAUUUCAUCUGGCAAGAUACAGGAGUAUGAUAUCGAUGUCAAAAAUCCGAUGAGUUGGACAUAUUUGGGCACUAUUAAUGCCUGA
This is a messenger RNA of Hymenoscyphus albidus, 1434 nucleotides long. NCBI's taxonomy places the organism in Eukaryota, Fungi, Ascomycota, Leotiomycetes, Helotiales, Helotiaceae. The record is from the annotation of a GenBank genome assembly.